UGCGACGAUGACCCAUAGGCAUCGUCAUCUACAUAAGCAGCGAAUCAAUAGCAAUCGAAAACCCACAGUUGUGGAGUGAGACUGAGACUGAGAUGAAGCGCUUGUCAUUGCUCAUUUUGUUCUUCUGCGUCGCCACCGUAGCAGCUUCCAUCUUCGAUGACUCCAACCCUAUCCGUUUGGUGUCGGACUUGGAAUCGCAUUUCCUCCACGUGAUCGGACAAAGCCGCCACGCGCUCUCCUUCGCACGCUUCGCUUGCAAGUACGGCAAGCGCUACCACUCCGACGACGAGAUCAAGCACCGAUUUCAGAUCUUCUCCGAUAAUCUCCUACUCAUCAGAUCCAUCAACAAGAAGCCACUCACUUACACUCUCGCCGUUAAUCAUUUCGCUGACUGGACUUGGGAGGAGUUCACCAGACACAGACUCGGCGCGGCUCAAAAUUGCUCUGCCACCCGUAAAGGUAGCCACAAGCUUACCGAUGCUGUUCUUCCUCAGGAGAAAGACUGGAGGAAAGAAGGUAUAGUCAGCGAAGUUAAGGAUCAAGGGCACUGUGGAUCUUGCUGGUCAUUCAGCACAACUGGAGCAUUGGAGGCAGCGUACGCGCAAGCUUUUGGAAAGAAUAUCUCUCUCUCUGAGCAGCAGUUAGUGGAUUGUGCUGGUGCUUUCAAUAACUUUGGUUGUAAUGGUGGGUUGCCGUCCCAAGCCUUUGAAUACAUUAAAUACAAUGGUGGCCUUGAGACAGAGGAUGCAUAUCCAUAUACUGGAAAAGAUGGUGUCUGCAAAUUUGCUGGUGAAAACGUUGCUGCUCAAGUCAUUGACUCUGUCAACAUUACCUUGGGUUCUGAGGAUGAAUUGAAACAUGCAGUUGCUUUUGUUCGGCCAGUUAGUGUGGCAUUUGAGGUGGUGAGUGGCUUCCAAUUCUACAAGAAAGGAGUGUACACUAGUAACACUUGUGGCAGCAAGCCCAUGGAUGUGAAUCAUGCUGUUCUUGCUGUUGGGUAUGGAGUUGAAGAUGGUAUUCCAUACUGGCUCAUUAAAAAUUCAUGGGGAAAUGACUGGGGUGACAAUGGCUACUUCAAGAUGGAAUUGGGGAAGAAUAUGUGCGGUGUUGCAACUUGUGCGUCUUAUCCUAUUCUGGUUUAAAUUGUACGAGAUGUGGUGCCCGACAGGAUGCGCUUGUACCUUCCACCUUGCACGUCAUGCUUUCGUGUUGCCGUCUUAGAAGGUGAAAUGUUGUAAUGUGAUAGAUAAUUGCAAGUAGAUGUCGAUGUUAUCUGUAAAAUAAGUUUGGACUAGGGAUGCCCCAUCCUCAUUGAUGCCGAACCACUUUACAAAAUCAGUGUAAAUCGUGUGUCGCAUAGAGUGUUAGAGAAUAUAAACUCUUCAGCAAUUUAAACAUACAGUGUGCGGGGUGCAAACCUGUGAACACGAAGUUAUCUUCUGUACCGAUGAAAUAAACUUUGCUUGGUUACU
This is a messenger RNA of Abrus precatorius (Indian licorice), 1472 nucleotides long. RefSeq names its product thiol protease aleurain-like. The transcript is spliced from 7 exons. Gene Ontology annotation, biological process: immune response. The record is from RefSeq and is a predicted model, not a curated record. NCBI's taxonomy places the organism in Eukaryota, Viridiplantae, Streptophyta, Magnoliopsida, Fabales, Fabaceae. Gene Ontology annotation, molecular function: cysteine-type endopeptidase activity. Gene Ontology annotation, cellular component: lysosome. Bases 93 to 1142 code for a protein of 349 amino acids.